AUGUCUCAAUACAUGCAGCAAGCUCAGGCGCUGGUUCGCCAUACCACCACAGACGAGCAAGUGGAGAGUCUAAUAGACCAAGCGAAUUUGAACAUCUUCCUAACCCAUGACCACCCCGGACAGGGCAGGCCGCAUCUUGGGGAGGCGCUGCGCCAGAACGGACAGAGUGCCCGAGAGGCUCUACGCCAACGCCGGCGUAAUCAAUCGGCUCAUGAAAUUCUAUUAGAAUUCAUCCGAUACGAGUUUGAUAUCCUUGAGAGCUGGAAUCUUACUCGGCUUGGAUACAUCGUGAGCAUCGAUUCGACCGAGGUAUCGUCUGAGGGUCAAUACGAUCUCUUCGACAACAACGUCAACUUCCCUCUGAGGAGUGCUGCGGUACAAGCACGAAUACCGUUGCAACCCCGGGCGUGGUUGCGCGUUCGCUCGAUUCCUCGGCCACCACCCGUGCACGUGGCCAUCGUGAACGAUUUCCUGCAGGGGACUCUGGUUCAUUUGAGCUCUUCUGAAGAGCAUGUUCUCAUGCAGCAUGGUUUGGACCCCGGAUUCCCUGGGCAUCAGCAGCAGCGGCCUCGACCUGCUGCGGUGCAACAGUCUGUCGGUGUACCAGCUUCCCAGCAGGUUAGCCGGCCUCCACUGCAAAGGGUUCCUCAGAAUGGGGUUAACCAGUCAAUUCCGGCUGGUCCUCUUGCACAAUUCGUACGAGCACCUCCGAUGCAGCAGAGCGUCAGUCAAGUACGGCCUCAUAGGGUCAGUGCUGAUGCUCCUUCGGUUGGGGUAGGGCCAAACCACGUGCAUCAACCGACACCAGUGAACCGUGUCCACCGAGCAGGGAUUUUACCUCCUUCUGCAUUCCAAGCUGCCCCGCCUCAUAACCCAGCUCCACAAGUAGUCCAAGUCCAACCUCCAGUUACACAAACUGCCCAGGCCACAUCUCGGCCGGCACCAGCUCUCGCGGCUCAAUCAGCUCCAGCAGCUCGACCGGCACCAGUUCCAGCGGUUGCAGCGGUUCCAGCAGCGGCGCAGCAGACAACAGGGAGGCAGCCACGACAACACGUUGGCAUCAAGGACGGACCGUCACCCAACCUGCCCUUUCCACCGAAUGCCAACAUUACGCUGACAGAGAUCAUGGCCUUUGCUCCGCAGUGGAUGCGAAGCGUUGACGUGAUCAACCGAGUCAAGCAGAAUGGCGGUGGUCAGAUGGCUCUCGCUCACAUGGUUACGGCCCAUCGCAAGAACCAUGCGAAAGACAAUUCCCUGUUGAAGAUCAUGGAGGCUGAGAUGGGAGACAAGUAUCCAGGUUGGAAGCCUCACAAUUUCCAAAGGGACGAUAACUAUGCUCGGAAUAGUAUCAAUGUGACGAGACUAGGUCUUCGGACGAUGGAGCAGGCCAAUUCUCUGAAGCGAGGACAGCGUCCCAUGUACCCUAACCAUGCGAUCCCAUUCAGGCGGCUUGCAGAUAACGUCAAGCACUUCCCUGAGGGAGACGACGCGCUCGACCUGACUCGUUGCAUGCAGUACGUGGUAGACCAUCCCGCUGAGUGUGCCAACUAUCUGUUCCCAGAUAGCUAUGGUACAGUGCUGGCUCUAGUUGGCGGUGCUAACACUGUCACACAUAACCACUUGGACCGGCCCACGCUCGCUCGUUGGGCCACGAAAAGUACCAUUGGCGGCCAGCGUGCUCACGGCAAUGACCGACUGUGGAACCAGCAAUGCACCAAUCACAUAGCCAGGUAUUGGAACCAGAACGCGGCUGCACCAGGACCUGCGCUUAACAACGCUAUUGCAGCCGCGGGUCCAGUACCAGCCGCACCAGCCGCACCACCAGUCGCACCUUCCGCACCAGCUCCUGCAGUGCCACCACCUGCAAAUCCUGGCUCAAAGAAGCGCACUCGUGGCGAAGAUCCGCACGAUGGGUCAACAGCUGGCGCCAACCAAGAUGGUCAGCCUCUCAGGAAGCGUCCUCGUGCACAGAAUCUCCCGCCAUUUUCCUUUCCCGUCGGUGGCUACCCUACGGGGGCUCUGUACAGCGAGUCCUACGGCGAGCAGGAGAGGAUCGGGAGGAUGCACAAUAUGAUGCCGUCUGGUCAACAGAUCGGGAAUCAAGAGCUUUUUGGGAACCAGCCAGGUCCUGGGCACCAAGCGGCUCUGCAUCAUCAAGGCUAUCCACAGUACUCGAACGGCUUCCAGAACGUAGGGGCUUUUCGGGUUCCAGGACCUGUGCCGUAUCCACAAAGGCUUCCCGUGACUGGCCGUGCUCCGGGCCAUCAAGAGAUUGCUGAGCGCCCAGAGUUUUCCCAAGGCGAUUGGCUUCUACAGCAGCCGGUGAAUGCACAGCUUCCAGGAGUUCCAUCGUUCCCUCAAGACGAAUGGCUCUUACAGCAGCCGGUGCAUUCACAGCUUCCAGGAGGCGCAUCGUUCCAAGGACCGUCACAGCCUCAGAUGUACGGACACCAGCCUUAUAUUAGCCAGGGUUAUGGGUACCAGCCUUUUGUCGAGAACCAGCCGAUCUUCGAACACCAGCGCCACGUCGGGAACCAGCAAUUCUUCGACAGUCAGCCAAUCUUCGAGAACCAGCCGAUCUUCGAAAACCAGCCGAUCUUCGAGAACCAGCCGAUCUUCGAGAACCAGCCGAUCUUCGAGAACCAGCCGAUCUUCGAGAACCAGCCGAUCCUCGAGAACCAGCACGACGUCGGGACUCAGCCAAUCUCCGAGGACCAGCCAAUCGAUGAGAACGCGACGAUUGGCGAGGACCCGAAGCAUGAGCAGGGCCAGGAGCACGACGAGAACCAUCAACUUGUCGAGGACCAGGAGUACGGUGACGACCAGCAGUAUAUGCCGGUCGAGCAAGAUGUCCUAACUCAGCCACAGGUUCCACCCGUGGGAUACGCCCAGGCUGUGCCAUACGUUCCAGAGGGAUACGCCCCGGCUAGGCCUUACGUUCCACCCGAAGAGUAUACUACCACUGGCCCAUUCGUUGCUCCCCCGGGAUACGCCCCGGCGAGGCCAUACGUUCCGCCUGAGCACAACGUAUCAGCUCAGCAAGAAGUCGUCAACCAGGAAGACGGGACGAAUCAGCAGGACUCCGAGGCUGUAACUCGGUCGGCGGAGCGAUCGAACAAACGCGCCCGUCAGACCGACCCAAAGCCCUCUAGUAGGAAGCGAGCUCGUCUCUCAGAGCCUGACCGCACUAGCGAUGCGAAUUCUGAGAGCGUUUAUGACGGCGAAAGCAUCACGGGCGAAGAGGUCGACGCUACCGUUCCUGGAUCCUGA
Molecule: messenger RNA, 3270 nt
Organism: Didymosphaeria variabile
Lineage: Eukaryota; Fungi; Ascomycota; Dothideomycetes; Pleosporales; Didymosphaeriaceae
Exons: 1
Coding region: 1-3270 (1089 amino acids)
Source: RefSeq, a predicted model, not a curated record